Molecule: messenger RNA, 2716 nt
Organism: Dentiscutata heterogama
Lineage: Eukaryota; Fungi; Glomeromycota; Glomeromycetes; Diversisporales; Gigasporaceae
Source: the annotation of a GenBank genome assembly
AUGCCUCCAAAAAAAACCAAACGUAAUAGUACCGCAGCGGGCGGUACCGCUAAGGGUAGCAAUAAGAGUUCGGGAAAGAAAAUUGAAAAAGCCGAUUGGAAAGAAAAAUUUAACAAAAAACAAGUUGGGGUCUCCGACAUGACCAUGUUGAGCAAAGUUAAUAAUGAUGCGAUUAACGAAAAUUUGAAGAAAAGAUUCGAAAAUCAUGAGAUUUAUGUGCAUCAAAUAUUGAAAAGCUAUAUGGGAAAAAACUUGCUCGAAAUGCCGCCCCAUGUGUAUGCAAUUGCUGAAUCAGCUUAUUACAACAUGAAUAGUUAUAAAGAAAAUCAGUGUAUAAUUAUCAGUGGCGAAUCUGGUGCCGGAAAAACUGAGGCCGCCAAAAGAAUUAUGCAAUAUAUUGCAACCGUAAGCGGUGGUGCAUCAUCUCAAAUUAAAGAGAUUAAAGACAUGGUCUUGGCCACAAAUCCUUUAUUGGAAAGUUUUGGCUGUGCUAAAACUCUUCGCAAUAAUAAUUCAAGUCGGCAUGGGAAAUAUUUGGAAAUUCAAUUUAAUUCCGUAGGAGAACCCGUCGGCGCUGUUAUUACCAAUUAUUUAUUAGAAAAGGGGCGUGUUGUUGGACAAAUUGAGAACGAGCGUAAUUUUCAUAUUUUUUAUCAAUUUACUAAGGCAGCAGCUUCUACUGAAUACCAAGAACAAUUCGGAAUACAAGGUCCUGAAAGUUAUUUGUAUACUUGUAAAAGCGGAUGCUUGGAUGUUGAUGGCAUUGACGAUACUAAGGAUUAUUCUGAAACAAUAGAAGCGAUGAAUAUUAUUGGCCUGACACAAAGUGAACAAGAUGAUAUCUUUCGAAUGUUGGCAAUUAUUUUAUGGCUGGGAAAUGUACAGUUUGAAGAAGGUAAUGAUGGGAACGCUGUCAUUAGCGAUGAAGAUGUUACAACUUUUAUAGCAUAUAUCAUGGAAGUUGAUAGUGAAAUUCUUGCUAAAGCAUUGACUAAUCGCACCAUUGAAGCAUCCCGUGGCGGACGUCGGGGUUCGGUAUAUGAUGUUCCUUUGAAUACAGUACAGGCAUCUGCUGUGCGUGACGCCCUCGCAAAAGCAAUAUACAAUAAUUUGUUCGAGUGGAUUGUGGAGCGUAUCAAUUCUGCUCUACGAUCCCGUACUACAGCAUCCUACGUUAUAGGAGUACUAGAUAUUUACGGUUUUGAAAUCUUUGAAGAAAACAGCUUUGAGCAACUAUGCAUUAAUUAUGUUAAUGAGAAACUCCAACAGAUUUUUAUUGAACUUACUCUUAAGACUGAACAAGAAGAGUAUGUUAAAGAAAAAAUUAAGUGGACUCCUAUUGAAUUUUUUGAUAACAAAAUUGUAUGUGAUCUAAUUGAGGGGAAACGUCCACCUGGUAUAUUCGCAGCAUUGAACGACGCUUGUGCUACUGCGCAUGCUGAUUCUGAGGCUGCUGAUAACUCAUUUGUUCAAAGAUUGGGUUUCCUGAGUUCAAAUCCACACUUUGAAUCUAGAGGUAGCAAGUUUUUGGUGAAACAUUAUGCUGGUGAUGUUUUGUAUACAAUAGCAGGUAUGACUGAUAAAAAUAAAGACCAGUUGGUAAAAGAUUUGUUAGAAUUGAUCGAAAGCAGCGGAAAUAAAUUUGUGGGGCGACUGUUUCCAAAUAAAGUUGAUCGUGACAAUAAAAAGAGACCACCUACCAUUGCAAAUGCUUUAGUUACUAAUUUAAUGCAAGCUCGUCCAUCAUAUAUUCGAACUAUAAAACCAAAUCAAAAUAAAAGUCCAUCAGAAUAUGAUCAAAAAAUGGUACUGCACCAAAUCAAAUAUCUCGGGCUUAACGAAAAUAUUCGAGUAAGAAGAGCUGGAUUCGCUUAUCGACAAACCUUUGAAAAAUUUUUGGAAAGGUUCUACUUAUUAUCAAAGAAGACAUCGUAUGCUGGUGAAUAUAUUUGGCAAGGUGAUCCGAAAGCUGGAGCAGAACGAGUUUUAAAAGAUUGCGGAAUUGUUGCUGAAGAAUGGCAAAUGGGUGUCACCAAAGUUUUCAUUAGACAUCCUGAAACGAUUUGGGCACUUGAACACCUUAGAGAUCGAUAUUGGCAUAACAUGGCAUUAAGAAUUCAACGUGCCUAUCGCAACUAUGUUCGUUAUAAAAAUGAAUGUGCAACACAUGGAAGGAAGGAAAGACGAAGGUUUAGUCUGUUAAGCAUGCGAAAAUUUAUGGGUGAUUAUUUAUUUGUCAAUAUACCUGGAGGCAGUGGCGAAGCAUUAAGAAAUGCCUGCGAUAUUGGAGCUAAUGAAACUGUGGCUUUCAGUAGUAAGAUUCAACUUCUUGUUGCUCGUUUUGGUCGAGCCAGUAAACCAGGUCCAAGAAUGUUAAUUAUGCUAUUGACAAUGAAUGUUGAAAGAAAAAUUCUUCUUGGUACAAUUAAGAGUGCCAGUUUAUCACAUUUACGAGAUGAUUGGGUGGUGUUGCAUAUUAAUAAUCCGACAAAAGAAUUAGGAGAUUUGAUAUUUUCAUGCAUUUUCAAAACUGAAUUUGUAACGCACUUAUCACAACUUAAAGGGACACAAUUUGAUGUUAACAUUUCAGAAUCAAUUGAAUAUACUAAGAAGAUUAACAAAACAGCUACUAUGAAAUUUAUUAAAGACGAAAAUUUCAAGGAUGACGUAUAUAGAAGUCAUACGGUGUCUGUCUGCUCUGGAGAGCCACCAAAUA